AUGCAUGCUGUGCCCCACCCUGUUCCUGGCGACGCUGGCUCUGGUGAGCUGCGACGUGUCCCACCUGCUGGAGACCACCACGACGCCCGAGCCGCCACCACAUCCCUACGCUCAUUCUCGUACGUAGACCCUCGCCAGAAGGUCCGGACGGUGGACUAUGUGGCAGACAAGCAAGGGUUCCACCCGAUCCUGAGCCAUGUGCUUCCAGAACACCCAGCAGACUCCGAGUCUGUCGCCCAGGCCAAGAACAGGCACUACCAGCUCUACGCUAAGAUCGCUGAGGAACAUGCUAACCCCCAUCCUGAAUUAAUAUCAGCACCUAUAGAGUCACAGGCCGUAGCCGAAGCUCGCGCGAAACAUGCCGAACUAUUCCGAGUGAUUGCCGAACAGCACGCGCGCAUCGCAGCAGAAAGAGAAGCACUCUUAAGAGAAGAAGAAGAGAAACAACAACUACAGGAACUAGGACAGUAGACCUUCAUCAAAUAUGGAGUAGCAGAUGGAUAAACUGAGAAGUGGAGACAACGGCUUGUAUAGCUAUACUUUUCCGAGGUAUACUGACUCUUUAUUGUAUACUAAAUACGUAAUUUGAGUACAGUUGUACUUAGUGUAGAUUAUAGUUGUUUGACGUUGUCUGUACUUCAGAACAAUAAUAUAAUUAUGCUAAAUAGUUACGCAAAGUCUAAAGUAAUAAUCAUGUGACACUGAGUAAGGGAAAUCCAGAUUUAAAGUGAUUGACAUUAAAUACAAAAUACAUUGUUUGUCUCUGCUAUCCAUAUUUGACAACAAAACGACUGCAGUGAUACUAAUUAAAAUAAAUACAAAAUUGUUACAUAUUUUUAACUAUUUAUGUAGGUACAUCUUUUCUAUGAAUUUUUAAAAUUUUUACCACGACUUUU
Spodoptera littoralis (African cotton leafworm) is the source of this 896-nucleotide messenger RNA. NCBI's taxonomy places the organism in Eukaryota, Metazoa, Arthropoda, Insecta, Lepidoptera, Noctuidae. The record is from the annotation of a GenBank genome assembly.